AUGCAGGAUAAACAGUUUACGAGGUGGGUGGAAAAUGGGAGAAAGAUGAGCAAGAUCGACAGGGCUUUGGUCAGCGCUGAUUUUUUUUCCAAGUGGCCCACUGCUUGUCCUAGGGCCCUUCAUAAUUUGUUCUCUGAUCAUUGUCCUCUGCUGUUAUCUACGAAGAGCUCUAAUUUUGGUCCGAUUCCAUUUCGGUGCUUCAACUCGUGGCUGGGCCGGCUCGGGUAUGAAGAAGUGGUCUCGGGUGCAGCUUCCGAUUUUGUGGGGGAUGGGCCUCCUGAUGUCUUUUUGAGUAAUAAACUUAGAUUUAUUAAAUCACGUAUUCUGAAUUGGAGAGAUGAGUUGAAGGUGAAAGAGGAAGGAGAGGUCGCCACAGCUAAAUUUGAGUUAGAGGGUCUUCAGCGAACUCUAGAGGAAAGGGAAUUGGAGGAAGAGGAAGAGUGGGCGAUGGCCGAAGCGAAUAAAAUCAUUUUGGUCUCCGAGGAUAAUAUUUCCAAGGAUAUCAGACAAAGAUCGCGUGAUAGGUGGAUCAAGGAUGGUGAUGAAAAUUCGAAAUACUUUCACUCGGUGGUUAAUUAUAGGAAGGCUAGGAACAGGAUAUUUGGAUUGGUUAUUGAUGGUGUGUGGUGUGACAAGCCUACUCGGGUCAAGAAGUUUGUUUUUGAGUUUUUCAGGGAUAAAUUCAAAGAAUCUUACUCAAUCAGACCGACCUUUGAUAUGGUUUGUUGUAAGACUCUUUCGGAUAUGGACGGGGCUUUGCUGACCCAAAGGUUUAGCCGAGACGAGAUCAGAAAGGCCGUUUUCGAGUGUGGGGCUGAUAGGGCCCCUGGGCCAGAUGGUUUCAAUUUCAGACUGAAGGUGGUCCUUGGGAGUAUUAUUUCAGAGUCUGAGUCGGCUUUCCUUAAAGGUAAGUUUAUCCUUGAUGGGCCUCUGGUUGUGAGUGAGGUGUAUUCUUGGUUGAAAAAAGGUGGUAAGGCUGCGUUCGUGCUAAAGAUCGACUUCGAAAAGGCUUAUGACUUCGUUAAUUGGAACUUCGUUAUUGGCAUAUUGGAGAAGAUGGGUUUUCCACUGCGAUGGUGUGCUUGGAUCAAAGGGAUUUUGUCUUCGGCCAGAGCUUCGGUUCUCGUCAAUGGUUCGCCCACUUUUGACUUCCCUUGUUUCAAAGGGAUGAGACAAGGGGACCCGCUAUCCCCGUUUUUGUUUCUUAUUGUGAUGGAGGCUUUAUCGUUUUUAAUUAACAAAGCAGUGGAGAAAGGCCUUUUUAAGGAGAUCUCUCUCCCCAAUAGCGGGCCGUGUGUGUCCCACCUUUUUUUCGAAGAUGACGCGAUCAUUAUGGGAGAGUGGUCUACCGAGAAUGUGAAGGUGGUCAUUCGGAUUCUGAGGUGUUUUUAUAUAUGCUCAGGGUUGAGAAUGAAUAUCAGGAAAUCGAACAUUUACGGUAUUGGUGUAGAUCGUAGUGAGGUGGAGUCGGUUGCUGAGUCGAUUGGGUGUAAACCGGAUGGGUUUCCGUUCAAAUAUUUAGGGAUUACGGUCGGUGCCAACAUGAACAGGAUCUGUAAUUGGAGACCGGUCUUCGAUGUCUUUGAAUCUCGUCUUUCUUUAUGGAAGGCGUCGGGUCUUUCUAUUGCGGGAAGGGUGACGCUGAUUAAGUCGGUGCUCGAGAGUUUGCCGAAUUAUUACUUUUCUUUAUUCAAGGCUCCGGUUCGGGUGGUUAAAGAUCUGGAAAAACUGAUGAGAAGGUUAUGUUGGGACUUUCUCCCGCUUCGUGCGUCCAUUAACGGUGUUUGGCGUAAUAUUCAUAAGGUUUGUUCUGGUCGGUUUGUUGAGUAUUUGUCCCUUAAAAGCUUGAUGGGAGGGGUGGUUGGGAAUGGGCAGGAUUUAUUGUUUUGGCUCGAUCCGUGGUUAACGUGUUCUCCGUUGAAAGUCGAGUUUCCUAAUUUAUUUCGGUUGGAGAAAAAUAAGAAAUGCAAGGUGAAGGAGCGGAUUGUGAGACCGGUGUCUAAUCCCUGUGGGAAGUGGAUGUGGAGGUCCGAGCCUGUCUCUAAUGUGGAGCUUGCCGAAUGGAGUAGGUUAUGUGGGUUGCUUCGUUCUGCUUUCUUAUCGGACCAUAAUGAUAGAUGGGAUUGGCUGGGCUCCGGGUCGAAUGGGUUCUCGGUCAAAGCUGUGAAAGAAUUGUUUGACAUUAAUAAAGACUUUAGCUCACGGUUCGUUUGGGAGUGGUGUAGGUGGAUCCCGAAAAAAUGCAAUCUCUUCGCUUGGAGGGCCGAACAGGACAGGAUCCCGACAAGGGAGGCGCUGUGUAGGAGGAACAUUCGGGUUGAUGACAGCAGUUGCCCGCUUUGUAACUCGGAGGUCGAGUCGGUGGAUCAUCUGUUUACAUCAUGCGGGGUGUCAGCGGUUAUUUGGCAAAAGAUUCAGGUUUGGUGUAAAUCUUCUAAUUUGUUCAUUUUCUCUUUUCGUGACAUCCUGGAGGUUUAUAAUUGGGUGGGUUUGGAAGGGCAUAAGAAGGAGGUGUUUCAUGGUAUCGCCAUCCUCGCUUGUUGGAGGAUUUGGAAAGCUAGAAACGCGUUGGUUUUUGAGGGGAAGCCUUUUGUCAUCAACGAGGUUUUUAGUGAUAUUAGAUCUUGGGGUUUUGUUUGCUACAAUAAUAGAAUGAAAGACAAAUGUAUAGAUUGGAAGGAUUGGUGUAGGUUUGUUAUUUUGUAA
This is a messenger RNA of Helianthus annuus (common sunflower), 2706 nucleotides long. RefSeq lists its product as uncharacterized. Lineage: Eukaryota; Viridiplantae; Streptophyta; Magnoliopsida; Asterales; Asteraceae. The coding region runs from base 1 to 2706 and encodes 901 amino acids. The transcript is spliced from 3 exons. The record is from RefSeq and is a predicted model, not a curated record.